AUGGCAGAAUGGCGUAUCAGCAACGAAGUUCCGUUACGAGAAUUAGACGGCUUGGACCACGAGCGUUGCGCUGCGCUCCACAAUUACGUUGUUGAAUUAGGCUGGACCCAGCGCGGACUGGCACUCGACACUCUCGACAAAUGCACAUGGUGGCAAUGCUAUGGCGGCGAUGCAGCUCUUGCGAGUACAGCUGAACGUCUUAAUACGUCCGUGGUGUCUUUCCUCAAAGCAGCUUGGCAUGGAUAUGCAAUGGACUCGGCCUUGAAACCUCACCGUUUCCAUCGGUACCUGGGGGGCUUGAGCUCACCAGAACAACUCUGGCGAGCUAUAGAUUAUGCUGAGGACGAAGACAAUUCUAACAAGCCCUGCUAUGUUUUGCUGUACAUGGCGAAUGAGGCACUGGGCGCCACUCAUCCAUUGGGACUUGUUCUGAAUCAAGGUGAAGCCACAGCUAUGCAGCACAUGUCCAUACGUGACACCGAAAUCACCAUGAAUGGCCGACAACUGUGGCUGCCUCUUGAGAUCGUUCUUGAUACCUUGGUUGAUCUGAUUGAGCAAGGUAAGAUUCUGGCCGUUGAUGCGACUUACAGUGGGGAGCAAGAGCGCACGGAGCCGUGGAUCAUGCCUUCAUACACGGAGCGAGACCUCGAAGAGUCCCUCCAAGCUUUCCAGCAGCUGGUAGACGCGAUCCACGACAGAAUGCCAUCUCAACCGCAGAGCGUCGAACAAGGUCUACUGGAGAUGGUGACAGCUGGGAAUCCGGCUAUCCUACCCGCAAACAGCUUCGCACAUCGAUUUCUCGCCCAGUGCCCGCGACCUGCCUUCACUCAUAUCGCCCCCGGCUUGAGCAUCGCCCAAAACCAACCUUUCGCCCCGGCGUUAGGGCAAGCGGGCGCUAACAACCUCUUCCCACUUCUCCUCUUCGCAAGCACAUCAUCUGCCCACCAAGAAUUCCGACGCGCACCGUGGGGAGAGCAAGUGCGCGAAUCGCCUUUCGCGCGCGACUUCAACAACAUCUCAUCGUAUCCAGCCGGUCUUUACCUCAGCGAAAGCGAUCCUUAUGGCCCCCAUCCUUUUGAGGAUGGCUGUAAACUUGUUCUUCCAUUCACCCUCGGCUCUAACGCAUUUGCGCGCACCAGCGACGGCGCACUGAUCGGCGAGCAUGUGCGACGGGAAGGAGAUGAGACUGCUGAGAUUGAACCAAAGAGUGCGGAGCUAUACCAACUGGGAUUCAAUCAUUUCAUUGCAGCGCAUGAUGUACAGCUUAGGUAUGUGCUAGGGAAAUGGCUGGAGAUGAUUGAAGAGGGGAAAUGGGAGGUCGACGAGCAUGGUGUUGUAGGAGGCGUAGAGAAAUGGAGGGAGGCGGAUAUGGAGGAGCAUUGGGCUGAAUAUCAGUUGUCGAUGAGUUGGUGA
Dothidotthia symphoricarpi CBS 119687 is the source of this 1413-nucleotide messenger RNA. RefSeq lists its product as uncharacterized. Lineage: Eukaryota; Fungi; Ascomycota; Dothideomycetes; Pleosporales; Dothidotthiaceae. The record is from RefSeq and is a predicted model, not a curated record. The transcript has a single exon. The coding region runs from base 1 to 1413 and encodes 470 amino acids.